CGCACCCGAAUCCAAAACGAGUUGCCAUUGUUGGAGGUGGCGAGUGCGCAACACUCCGUGAAACCCUAAAACACAACACUGUGGAGAAAGUAGUCAUGGUGGAAAUCGACCCUGUGAUUGUGGAAGUGUCGAAGCUUUAUUUGCCAGAGUGGAACGAUUGUUCGAUGUUCAAGGGCAGCUCACGGUACUGCAUGGAUGACCCUCGCGUCGAGAUGCACCAUCUGGAUGCCUUGAAAUGGUUUAGGGAUCGCUUUUCCGACGAAGCCCGGUUAGAAGGACACGAAUUAUACGGAACCGAAGAAAAGUUUGACGUUGUCAUUCUAGAUGCAUUGUAAGUUGUCUUCUUGUCCCUGACCUUUUCGCACGAUGGAUCAGCCUCUUUCAGGCCUUUGGUAUCAUCUUUCUCAACAUGUGUUUUCUCCAUCCUUUGUGGCUACUUUCUACCAUCUCGUAAAUUACACUUCUAUUCCAAACUCCAAUCCAAAACUCAUAGGGAUCCACAAAAUGCAGUCGAUUUCGUCGAAGCUCUCUACGGAGACGGAGCCUUUUUGAAUUCAUUGUACAACUCGCUAACUGACACUGGUGUUCUACUGACGCAGGUUGGAGAAUCUGCAUACAUAGGUGAUAUUUCCGAGACUUACCCCGACAAUUUCAACUACCAACGUGCCAUGUACGAAAAAGGCUUGAAAAACCAAGGGUUCAAGAUGGUAUUUCAUUACGAAGAACCCAGAGCUGGUUUCAACGGAAUUUGGUCAUUUUAUGCAGCUUUCAAAGACGAUUCAUCAAGAGCAAGAUGGCAAAUGAACGAGGCACAACUUGAUCUCGAAAUCAGGAAGAGAGCCAUUCAGAUGGUUGACGAUAGAGAUGUGGAGGAAGGCGAAUUAAAAGGUCCCUUCGACGUUUUCGAUGGACCCACAAUGGCCACUUACCGAUUUCCUUCGAAGCAUGCCCAAGUUAUUUAUUGCCUCCGAGAUCCUCAGCCAUAUGGUUGUACCACAAAUAUCGAAGACCACCACAGUCGACGCAGACCAAUCUGGGAACCCACUGGAUUCGAUCCUGAAAUCCCAAAUUUCAAUGCGGAUAAUUUUGCCUUGGUUGGAAGCAACGGCAAGGGUCUAGUCCCCAGGGUUACUAUACCUGAGAAAUCAUACUUGAUGCUUGAACAGUCUAUUCACGACGUGCGUGUCGCCCCUUCGACAUCUUCGAUUUUGGAACGGGCGUCCGCCAAGAGUGUUCUCGGCACAACCAUUGGCCCUGUGGCGAGAUUCGUCUCUGGCAAUGCCAAUGGUCUCACCAUGCCAAGAAGAGUAAGGACAAAAACCAUCGUUUUCUGGGUUAUUGGAUUCGUCUUUCUUUCAGUUGUUUUAGUCCUCACUCUCUUCCUUGUACAUGCGUUUCGUUCUCAAUGAAAUUUAAUCAGCGGGAUAUUCACUCUGCGUACCGAGUCGAUUCUGGAUUGCUAUCUUUCAUUAAGCAUGGGUGUAACGGGAACUUUAAUACAGAAACAUACCAUUC
Molecule: messenger RNA, 1515 nt
Organism: Pseudo-nitzschia multistriata
Lineage: Eukaryota; Bacillariophyta; Bacillariophyceae; Bacillariales; Bacillariaceae
Source: the annotation of a GenBank genome assembly